Impatiens glandulifera is the source of this 631-nucleotide messenger RNA. RefSeq lists its product as uncharacterized. The record is from RefSeq and is a predicted model, not a curated record. The coding region runs from base 37 to 483 and encodes 148 amino acids. The transcript has a single exon. Lineage: Eukaryota; Viridiplantae; Streptophyta; Magnoliopsida; Ericales; Balsaminaceae.
CAAACGUUGAAGAAAAGAGAGCAAAGAAGCAAAAUCAUGGGAAAUUGUUUAGUCACUCAAGAGAAAGUAAUCAAGGUUAUGAAAACAGAUGGAAAAGUACUUGAAUACAAGGCACCAAUUAAAGUCCAUGAAGUAUUAUCAGAUUUUGCUGGUCAUGCAAUAUCUGACAGACUUCCAGUCAUCCGGCAUCUACAGCCGGAUGCUGUCAUGGUUAGCAAUCACCUUUACUACCUAUUACCUCUUCCAAAGCUGUCAGAGCAACGGCGAGAAAAGAAAAAGGUUAGAUUUGCAGUUCCUGAGGUGGAAACAUGCCAAGAAGGUGGAGUUGUCAGGAUUAAGCUAGUUAUCACCAAACAAGAACUGGAGAUCAUGUUAAGAGGAGGAGUUUCAGUAGAUGACAUGCUUUCUCAUGAUCAAGAACAGAGGAAACACCAACAGAAAGUAAACCUGAAUGAACUUCAUGUUUCUACAAUAUUAACAUAGAUUAAUACACAGUUGAGUCACGAAAUUUUAUGUAUGGCCGACAGUAGUAACAUAUUUAGCUAUAGGAAUAUCAUAAAGUAUCAUCUUAUAGAAUUGUAUUUGGCCAUAGAGUCAGCUAUGAUAGAUAUUGUAAUGCUUUAAUAGAUAG